UAUCAAUACGUGUGUCGUGGUGUCAAGAAAUUUCGCUCUCUAAAAAGGUGAAAGCCCUUCCAUGCUUUGGGACAGCUGUUUCUGCUUGAUGUUGCAUCUGGAAUCGCUUCCAGUUUGCACUUAUGAAGAGGUACUGAGACACCCACUUUGCAAGAGCUGAUCAGUGGGUGGAGAUUCUACAGAGAAAUCUGCAUUUUUUUCCCCUUUUGUAAAAUUCAGUGAUGACAGCUACAGUAUCUCAGGAUGUUUGAAUCCUAGUCAAUACUUUAAAAAUGGCUGACACUUUGAGCACAGCUGACUAUUGGAGUCCUCCAAGAUGGAAUCAUACUGAUGUUUUCAUGGGGAAUGAAAAUGUGAACGCUUUCUGUGCAACAGCAAAUGCUGAUGACAAGCAGCCCAGACAUGGCACUGUGGCAAAGGGCAAAGGUCACGAGUGCAUGGUCUGUUCCAAAUGUUUCAGCUCCCCAUACAAACUGAGGAGACACCAGCUCUGUCAUACCGGCGAGAGGCCGUUCAAAUGUGCUGGAUGUGACAAAGCUUUUAGGCAGCUGUCCCACCUCAAACUUCACUCGCAGUCCCAUUGCCAAACGAACACAGUGAAAAAUCAAAAAGCUCUUUUUGAUCACCUUGAAGAUCCAGCGCAGUGUGAUGACCCACGUUCCCCACUUCAGGCGUACUCUGGCCAGUUACAUGUCAUGACUGCUGCUCACAGCCCAACGCAUACAGGCCCAGAUGCAGCAUCAGAGUUUCCCAGGUUUCCCAACUUUCCUAUACUUAUGGACAACUCCCCUUCCAAAAGUUUGGAUCAAACAUAUACUGGCCACCCUUUGGGCAUAGACUCUUUAGAUGGGGUCAACCCCACAGGGGAGAACCAUCUUCCUUCAACUCAACACGUGAAGGCCUUAUUUGAUUGUAAUAGUGUGUCCCGUCAGGACCACACCAUGGCUGAAGAAUCACGUGGCUACAAAGACCAAAUGUCCAAGGCACCACACCUCAAGAAACUCGACUCGCACACGUCUGACGCUGUGAUGCAUAAGAAUUCGGAUGUUAAAAAACGAACACAAGCAUCUAACAUUUCAAAGUCAUCCAGACCUUGUGAAGUGUUGGACCCUGGGCAAAAAGAAAUGCCAUCCCAAAAAGGCGCAUAUGAAUGUCAGACGUGUUUGAAGAGAUUUUCCGUUCCUUCCAAACUGCAAAGGCACAUGCUGUGUCACACUGGACAGAGGCCCUUUGCAUGUCAUCUAUGUGCCAGAUCAUUUAGACAGCUGUGCCACUUGAAUCUUCACUUGCGCACCGGAGUCUGCCUGAAGCAAACUAGCAAGCCAGUGAAGAAAAAAGACAAGAAUGUGUCUCCCAAGGUUUCUGCAGACAACAGAUCUUUGACUGUCGUGUCUGACAUGUAUUCAAACAGCAAUGUGAAUGACUGCACCACUGGUGUUCAGAACCUCUCAAGUUUGGAAACAUUUGGGCCUAACUUGUCUGUCAUUGAAAUGGAUAAAGGAGAAUUGUCACAUUCAAGUGGCUCUGUGCCUCAUGACAAUGGAUACGUAAACAAAGAUAGGGAACAUCAUUCUGACCACGUCCCAAAAACAAAUUGCUUCAAUGUACAAGAACCCGCUCCAUUAAACACGUUCAGAAUCGUCCAUGAAUGCCCUGUGUGCUUGAAAUGCUUCACAUCUCCAUCCAAGCUGAAAAGGCACUGCUUAAUCCACACGGGCCAGAGACCCUUUCAGUGUUACCUGUGUCAGAGGGCUUUCAGACAGCUUGCUCAUCUGAAGGUACACUACAAGGUUCACGAGCGGGCAGGGAGGAAGACGCUUUCCUUGCAGAAAGGGCUGAAAGCGUAUCCCAGUCGAGCACCUACACCUCAACCAAAAACUUUUAUGUGCAACCAGUGUGGAUGGAAGUUCAGACACCAAACACACCUGACGGUUCACCUUCAAAAUCACAAGAGCUCGAGUGCAGCAAAACCUGUCAGCAACCAUUCCGGAAUGACUGAAGACCCAAUGCCAUCAUCCUUGGAAAUGCACAGAAGCUAUGAAUCUACAAGAGAACUUCCCCCUGAUUCAAAUAUGUGCAUCAAAAGGAAUAAUUCAAGCAGCACACUCAUUAAAACGCAAUGGGAAUCUACGAGCUCUAACCCCGGUGUUGACAGGCCAGCUCGCCACAGUUGCACUGUUUGUUUCAAAUAUUUCGAAUCUGCAUCAACCCUGCAAAGACAUUUGUUUAGCCACACAGGGCUGAAGCCGUUCAAAUGUAUGUCGUGCUCCAGAGCUUUCAGACUGAGAGCCCACUUGAAGCUGCACAAGUGUCGGAGCACGAUGGGAACUCAGACCACGUCACACAGGGAAGACUCAAAUAUGACUUGUAAUGGGGCCUUUAAUGGGGCUCUCAAAGAUCAUGUUCAGUCUGCAAACCAGUCUUACCCAACAAAACAAGGUGAUGUUGGCCUGUUUGUUGAUGCCAUUCCAGUGCAAAUACCGACCCGUAGCGACCAAGAGAAUCACUCCAUUUCCUUGGAUGUGUCUGGGGGGAAACCGUACACACUAAGCAAAUCAGAAGCCACCAUUAGUCCUACAGAGGGCACACCCUCACUAAUACCUUCAAAACAAAAGGGAUAUGCUUGCUCCAUAUGUCACAGGUGCUUUAGCGUGCCCUCCAAACUGGCCAGGCAUUUGUUGAUUCAUAUGGGCAUAAAGCCUUUCACAUGUGACAUUUGUGGCAAGCCCUUCAGGCAAGCAUGUCAUCUCCAGACACACCUGAACAUACACAGGAAGAACGGCGCCACUGAAAUCCUUAGUGAAGGUAAAGAGAGUGGUAAUCUGAAGGGUGUCGAUUCUGUGUCAAGAUUCUCGUCUGCACCACCGAAAAACACUUCCCAGAAAGUAAACAAGGUCACGAAACAAAAUGCAGUCAAGACGAAUCCGCCUCAAAGGCAAGGUUUUGAUAAUCUGGUAUGCAAUAAUGCAGGUCAAAGCCAGCGCCUGUAUCCGUCAAAAUCUGAUCAGACUUUUGUCAGAAAUCUGUGGGAUGACCGCCCUGUGGAAAAGACUGUAGAUCAGUGUCACAGGGGCGCUACAUCAGAUCACACUAAUGGCGUCCAAAACAGUUGGCAGUCCAAUGAGGGAAAUGGUGGAAUAUUUACUGUCAGAGAGCUUAAUAAUUACGCCCCUGAAUUUGUAAGCUUGCACCCGACUUCCCAUGCAGCACAGAACAGCCACCAAAAUGCUAAUGCAUGUCCUCAGAAUCCAAUAUUUAUUGACCGUCCCCUUGAAAACACCCCAGCACGGCACAAGGACCCUUCACGCAGGACCGAACAAGCAGCAGGCAAGAAGUCAAACAAGUCUGCACAGGGGGCUGCACAGAAGAUCCUUAGGAAAGGAACAAAUCGGUGUGAAAUUUGCCACAAGAAGUUUGACUCCCCGUCUAAGCUGGCGAGGCACUUUCUGAUCCACAUGGGCCUCAGGCCUUACAAGUGCCAUGUGUGCUCAAAGGCGUUCAGGCAGCGCUGCCACCUGCAGAAUCACCUGAGAUUGCACAGUAAGAGCGCUCCUGAGGUGGCCUCUUGCAGCAAUGAAAAUCCACCUAACAAUGUGGAAGUGGAGUGUACAAGUGGUGAGCACACUGUUGAUCCAAACACUCAUCAGCACAACCUGAUGCAAGCCCCCCCUCCUUUUUCUUCACACAAGGAAAACGAGUCACCCUACAAAGGUCAUUAUGAGAGCGAUCAACCACUUGUCUCUUUUGUACAUCAACCUGAGCAUGCAGAGACUGAAAAGUCCUAUUAUGGUUUUGCUAGUAUGCGCAACCAGAAAAAAGAAGAGUCAGAUCGUUUCAUGGCACGGCCAUUAAUGCAACCCGUGGAUGACCACAACUUCAGAGUUUCACAAGAAAAUGUGGCAAAGGGCUUCUCAAGUCCUCCUCCACAUUAUACACACGGCCCACAGGAGGUCAAACAAGUCAACUUUGCCCACGCUAGCACAUCAUACCAAGCACACAAUGGCACGUUGGACAGUAACAAUAAGAUGGAGUUGGACUACACGAUGCAGAAGAAAAGAGACUUUCCGGGGGAUGACAGACAAGGGCCGAGCGAGAGGCCACACUUCUCUCUCUCUCCUGCGUCUGGUUCGACUCCGAGCGAGAGAUCGCACCUCUCUCGCCCCGCUGCCGCUACUGUUGCUGUGCACGCCCCAUUCAAGGAGGAGAUUUUCGAGCUUCAAUUUGACAUAGAGAGGGCGGAAAGCCGCUUUUCUAAGCCUCCCAAAGACAUGCUGAUCUGCCCCGACUGCAGCCAGUGCUUCCCAACAGAGCGGAAGCUUGGCCUCCACAGGUGCGUGUCGAGGCAGAGCCAGGGGUCAGCGGAGGACACCCAGAGACAAACGGAAACUGAGGAGAGCCAAGGCCCAGCGCAGGACAGGCAGGGGCAAGCAGAGGAGAACCAGAGGAUAGCAGAGGAAAACCAGAGGCCAAGCAGCGGCUACCAGUGUGCCAUCUGCUAUAAGACCUUUCAGGUUCCGUCAAAGCUGAAGAGGCAUUACGUCAUCCAUACGGGACACAGGCCCUUCCAGUGCUCCAUCUGUUCCAAGACGUUCACCCAGUCGGCCCAUCUGAAGACUCACCAGCUCAUACACACUAAAGAGAAAAGGGGCUGAAGUGCAAUGGACAUUUUGAGACCAGAAACGGUGCUAAAUGAGCGCAGUUACAUGCACUGAAUAUUCAUG
Messenger RNA from Engraulis encrasicolus (European anchovy), 4721 nucleotides. It is a transcript of the gene znf770, whose product is annotated as zinc finger protein 770. The transcript is spliced from 2 exons. Bases 273 to 4652 code for a protein of 1459 amino acids. NCBI's taxonomy places the organism in Eukaryota, Metazoa, Chordata, Actinopteri, Clupeiformes, Engraulidae. The record is from RefSeq and is a predicted model, not a curated record.